Messenger RNA from Aspergillus homomorphus CBS 101889, 813 nucleotides. RefSeq names its product Got1 family protein. Lineage: Eukaryota; Fungi; Ascomycota; Eurotiomycetes; Eurotiales; Aspergillaceae. Gene Ontology annotation, cellular component: COPII-coated ER to Golgi transport vesicle; endoplasmic reticulum; Golgi cis cisterna. The transcript is spliced from 5 exons. The record is from RefSeq and is a predicted model, not a curated record. The coding region runs from base 298 to 717 and encodes 139 amino acids. Gene Ontology annotation, biological process: retrograde transport, endosome to Golgi; endoplasmic reticulum to Golgi vesicle-mediated transport.
GUUGAGGGAAAUUGUUUGACUGUGCUUUAGCGAUUGAGACGAAAGGCAGGGCGCUAGUCUUCUACCCUCUGGAUCGAAAUUACUCAUACCUGCAAGCGCCAGCUUCAAGUGUGCAAACAAACACCUCCGUGCGCACGCGACAUCUCCGCCGAACACCGCGAUUCCCCGCAAGCAUCUAUCAUCGAUCGACCUUGAUCUUCGAAUCGCGCAGCCAGUCAGUCCUUCGCCUCUGUCUGGGACCAACUCUCCCCCGACACUUUAUAAAACACCAACCUCUUCCGAAUCAGCGAUAUAAAAAUGCCCACCAUGUGGCUAUCCGACAACCAGAAGAUAGGAGUAAUCUUCUGCUCCGCCGGCGCCCUCUUCCUCUUCGGCGGAGUCCUCAUGUUCUUCGACCGCUCCCUACUCGCCAUGGGCAACAUCCUCUUCCUAAUCGGCCUAACGCUCAUCAUCGGCGUAGAAAAGACCUUCGCCUUCUUCUCACGCCGCCAGAAACUCAAAGGCACGGCCGCCUUCACGGCGGGCAUCCUGCUGAUCCUCCUCCGCUGGCCGCUGACAGGCUUCCUCAUCGAGCUGUACGGGCUGUUCAUCCUGUUCGGCGACUUCCUGGUGACCAUCGGCCAGUUCGCGGGGAAUAUCCCUGUCGUGGGGCCGUAUAUCCGGACGGCGCUGGAGACGUUGGCGGGUGGGCGCCGGAAUGCCGAGUUGCCGGUGUGAGAGCCGCGCCGGUGCUGUGAACCUUGACCCCGGCGAUAGGGUUGGGGUUGGGGCUGGGGGAGGGGAUGCGUGUUCUGGCUUUGCGAGCUGGAGGGG